This is a messenger RNA of Vicia villosa (hairy vetch), 3246 nucleotides long. RefSeq lists its product as uncharacterized. The transcript is spliced from 4 exons. The record is from RefSeq and is a predicted model, not a curated record. The coding region runs from base 345 to 3197 and encodes 950 amino acids. Gene Ontology annotation, molecular function: nucleic acid binding; zinc ion binding. NCBI's taxonomy places the organism in Eukaryota, Viridiplantae, Streptophyta, Magnoliopsida, Fabales, Fabaceae.
UUAGGGUUCUUCAUUUUCAUCUUCCACUGUUGUCAAGACUUCACCGUAACAAAGCAAAACUUGAAUACGAUUUUGCACUCUCUGAAUACGAUUUCGCACACUCACUCUGAUUACGCUUUAGAUUCGAAGUUAAAAAAGGUAUGGGUGUUUUUGGUGUAGUAUUUCACCAUGGGGGACACUUCGUGCAAGAGGGUCAUAUGUAUUACAGAGGGGGUAGCGACACUAUUGUUGAAGGUCAGGAUGAAGAUAAAUGGAGUUUUUUUUAAGCUGUUAGUUUGGUUAGGGAUUGGGGAUAUGAAGGUUUUAGGCUAUGGCGAAAGAUACCGCAACUAGAUGAAGGCUUUAUGAAUGUUGUUGAUGAUGCAGCUUGUGUAGAAAUUGCUAAGCAUUGUAUGGCUUGUAAGGUUGAUGGCCAUAUUUGGGUGGAGCAUGGUGUCAAGGACAUGAUGACCAAGGUGGUUCAUCCUAAUGUGGAUGACUUCAGCACAUCUAGUGAAACUGAGAGCAGUGGUUCUGAUACUGAUGCAGGAGAAUGUUUCGAUGAUAGUGAAGAGGAAAGAGUGAUUGAAGUAGAAGAUGAACAAUUCGAUCAAGUGGAGGUAGUUCUGCCCGAGAGUGGGAAUAGGGUGAAUGUCCAUGGGAAAUCUUUGAGAUUCAAGCGUUGUGCAUCCAAGGAUCCCAAAAACAUGAAAGCCAAAAGCAUGGUAAAGAAGGUUAAUCUAUUGGUGCCCAAGAGUGUCUUAGGAUCUAGUUCAAAGAGGAAUACAACCAAUGAUGAAGAUGUGGAUUAUGCUAGUGAGGAACUUGAUAGUUCAGAUGCUGAUGAAAGUGAUAUGGGUGAGAAACCUUCCAAGCCAAAGUAUGACAAGUUCAGAUCAGAGCUGCUCAACAAAGACUUUCAAUUCAAAUUAGGUAUGGAGUUCAAAUCUCUCUCUGAAUUUAAAGAUGCUAUUAGGGAGUGGUCUGUAUUAAAUGGUAGAGAGAUAAGUUUUGUUAAGAAUGAGAGUUAUAGGGUUAGGGUUGAGUGCAAGGGUAAAUGUGGCUUUUUGGCAUUAUGUAGUAAAGUGGGAGACAGUCACACAUACCAGAUAAAGACUUGGGUGGGGACCCACACAUGUGCAAGGGUAUUAAAUAACAAGUCUGCCAAUUCCAAGUGGGUUUCUAAGUUAGUGGUUGAAAAGAGGAAAUCACAAGGGAAAGUAAAGUUGUCUGAAAUUAUGGCUGAGCUUAGACAGAAAUAUGCAGUAGGCAUCACCAAAGGAAAAGCUUGGAGAGCAAAAGCUAUUGCUGAUGAAAUAAUUGAAGGUGAUGCAAAGGAACAGUAUAAUAUGUUGUGGAGUUAUGCAGCUGAGUUGAGAAACCAUUGUGCUGGUAAUACUGUCAAGAUAAACACUGAGAGACCACAUCCAACACUACCACCAAGAUUUGGGAGGUUUUAUUUCUGUUUGGAUGGCUGCAAGAAAGGGUUUACCCAUGGUUGUAGACCAUUUAUAGGUGUAGAUGGGUGUCAUCUUAAGACACAAUAUGGAGGUCAACUGUUAAUUGCUGUAGCAAGGGACCCAAAUGACCAAUAUUAUCCUUUGGCAUUUGGUGUGGUGGAGACCGAGACAAAGGAAAGCUGGAGAUGGUUUAUGCAAUUGCUGAUGGAAGACAUUGGAUCUGAGAGAAAGUAUGUUUUUAUAUCAGAUCAACAAAAGGGGCUUGUUAGUGUUUUUGAGGAGAUGUUUGAACAGAUAGAACAUAGGGUGUGCCUCAGACAUUUGUAUGCAAAUUUCAAGAAGAAAUUUGGUGGUGGAGUUGCCAUUAGGGACCUUUUAAUGGGGGCUGCCAAGGCCACAUACUUCCAGGCUUGGGAGAAGAAGAUGAAUGAGCUUAAGCAACUUGACAAGAAGGCAUGGGAUUGGUUGAUGGGAGUGCCAACAAAACUGUGGUGUAAGCAUUCUUUUUCAUUUUACCCUAAGUGUGAUGUUUUGAUGAAUAACUUGAGUGAAUCUUUCAAUAGUACCAUAUUACAAGCUAGGGAUAAACCAAUACUCACUAUGGUAGAAUGGAUUAGGAACUAUGUCAUGAAUAGGAUUGCUAAUAGUAUUGUGAAGCUUGAUAAGUGGAAGCAUAAUGUCAUGCCUAAUCCUAGGAAAAGGCUUGACAAGGAAACUCAUUUUAGUGGAGAAUGGCUGCCUACAUGGAGUAGUGGUGAUUUGUGGCAAGUUCAUCACCCAUAUAAUGGGUUGCAGUUUGUUGUUGACAUUGGGAAGAAAACUUGCACUUGUUGCUUUUGGGAUCUUGUAGGCAUACCUUGUAGACAUGCUGUUUCUGCCUUGCAAUAUCAGAAUUUAGAUCCUGAAAAGUAUGUUGAUCCUUGUUACAUGAGAGAUGCUUAUAGGGCAUGUUAUGAAAACAAUGUUAGUCCAAUAAAUGGCAUGGACAUGUGGCCCACUGUGGAUGCUGAAAAUUUGUUACCACCACAAUACAAGAAGGGACCUGGAAGGCCUAAGAAACUGAGGUUUAGAGAGUUGGAUGAGAGUGGAUCAAGGAUGAGAAGGGUAGGUGUAUCCUAUAGAUGCACAAAGUGUGACAAAUUGGGCCACAAUUCUAGGAAGUGUCAAGCUACUGAGCAAAAUCCUAAUGCACUCAAGAGAAAGAGGAAGACACCCAGGACCAAAGUAUCAAGAAAACAUGUACAAGAGCCGGCUCCAACUGAGGCAGCUCCAACUGAGGCAGCUCCAACUGAGGCAGCUCCAACUGAGGCUCCAACUGAGGCUCAAACUGAGGCAGUUCCAUCUGUGAUUGAAGACCCAGAGUUGGAUGCAUUGCUUAAUGAUAUGAUGUCUCUCUUUGAAGAACAAACAUCACAAGUUGAUAACCCCACACAACCUGCUGUUAUGCAACCUGCUGCUGCAACAAGUGUUCCUUUAGCUGUUUCAGAGCCUGCUGCAACGACUGAACCAGUGCCAGCUUCAGCAAGUGUCAAAAAACCUCCUACAAAGAAAAAGAAAAAUGUCUUGCCUGUGAAGCCAACAAGAAAAAGGGUCAGUGAGAGGUUGAAGGGGGUGAGAAAUGCCAAACGACAUGGUGGGCCUGGAUCAACACCCGAUGUACCAUUGACAAUUGAUGAACCUGAAGGAUCUGGUUGGAGUGCAUCAAAGAAGAUCUCAAAACAGAAGUGGAAGGGAAUUGCUAGGAGAAUGACUCAGUAGCUGUGUUAAAAGUUCAAUCUGACUGUUUUAAUGUCUUUAAGUUAUGUAC